Bombus impatiens (common eastern bumble bee) is the source of this 788-nucleotide messenger RNA. RefSeq lists its product as uncharacterized. Lineage: Eukaryota; Metazoa; Arthropoda; Insecta; Hymenoptera; Apidae. The transcript is spliced from 3 exons. The record is from RefSeq and is a predicted model, not a curated record. The coding region runs from base 16 to 468 and encodes 150 amino acids.
AUUAAUAUAUUUCAAAUGAAAAGAUUAAUUAUUUUUCUCACCAUAAUUAUAAUUCAUUUAAUUUGUGGAUUGGACAGCGACUUACAUUUUCAAUCAAAAUAUUCUAGAUAUGAAUUCAUUUUACAUAAAUGUAUAGCCAGUGCUCAAUUAAAUAGAAAACAUCAAAUUGCAAUGCAAGAGAAAAAUUCGACUGCACGGCAGGUGCAAUCUCCAACUGUUUCUCUAAAUUUGAAAUUGAAUAAUAGUCAUCCAUUUAACAAUUCGAAAACAACCUAUAACAAUGUGGAUAUGGAACAUUAUCUUAUAAAACGCAUGGAAAAUACACCUUUGAGGACUUUAAAUAUUAAAACUAUGCAAAGUUUGUUACCUAUAUUUACAAAAAAAGAUUUACUACCAGAAUUGGAAAAGGUCACUAACAAGACUACAAAUUCAUCACACAGUAUUAUACUUAUUAAAUCAGCAACAUAAAGAUAAUAAUGUCGUGAUUAUAGCAAUGAUGUGAUGUAAAAUAAUACACGUACAGUUAAAGAUGAAGCAGUAAAAUCGAUUUUAUGACUACCAUGCCUAUUGUUAAUAUUAUUAUUGAAAGACAAACGAAGUUAUUAUGCAUAUAUAAUUUAUUUGUCUAUUUACUAAAAUAAUGGUAACAUCAUAAUUGUUUCAUUUAUUGUUGCGAAGGCAUUGCUUGUUUAACUGCUUUGGGUAAGGUUUGUAAUUCCACCUGCAAAAAGUAAAAUUGGUUACCUGUAUCUUUCAUGUGUAGUUAAAAAUAAAGAAUCUAAAUCAUA